This is a messenger RNA of Labeo rohita (rohu), 2679 nucleotides long. RefSeq names its product adhesion G protein-coupled receptor G3 (gene adgrg3). Lineage: Eukaryota; Metazoa; Chordata; Actinopteri; Cypriniformes; Cyprinidae. Gene Ontology annotation, molecular function: G protein-coupled receptor activity. The record is from RefSeq and is a predicted model, not a curated record. The coding region runs from base 584 to 2188 and encodes 534 amino acids. Gene Ontology annotation, biological process: adenylate cyclase-activating G protein-coupled receptor signaling pathway; cell surface receptor signaling pathway. The transcript has 12 exons. Gene Ontology annotation, cellular component: membrane.
AUGCACCCUGGGUUAAUAAAAAUGAAACUUUCCACAUCAUGCAAACUUAAGAAGGUUUCAUCAUGAGCUGUUUGUUUUAAUUUUUGUGCAAGAGUACUUCCUUAGGACUAAUAACAGUACAUCAAAAAAAGUUUCCCUCUUUGUAGCUGUACACAUAUUAAAACAUUAAUCUAUGAUCUAACAUAUCUAAUAUGACACCUACUUAUCAUAUUUAACAGAAAUAUUAAAAGGUGUGAUUAUUAAAUAAAAAUGGUAAAUGUGCAGUUGUUGUUCUAUUAUUAGUGUUUUUUUAAUUUAUUAAAAAUUAAUCAAUUUGUCUGUUUUAAUUUAAAAAAAAAAGUCUGAAAUGUGUUUGAGAUGAUUGGAAACACAUUACAAUAAUAGCAUUUUAUAUAUGUGCAUAUAAAAGUAUCAUUGCAUUUUUUUUAUGUAAUUAGUUAGUCAUUUAAAAAUAUCUGGAUUCUUUUCACCGUAGCAUCACAUAUGUUUCAUUUGGUAAGUAGAAAGCUUCCAGUUAAAUGUGUCAUGGUUCUUUAUGAAGUGAUGUUUAAAACUAUGUUAGACAGGAAACCACUGCAAUCACAUGAGACCUGCUUUUCAGAGACAAGUGUUGACAGAGUCUACACGUACUAGAGGAAUAGAGCACUCGACGAGAGAAAUGAGAGGCUUAUACUGUUUUGUUCUGUGGAUAUUUCCAAUUUUUUGUCCCACAAUAGCAACUAAAGGACGUGAGCGUUGUUAUGAGGUUCCCAAAAAUUGUCAGACGCAUGAUAACGUUCCAUCGUGCAUUGAAGAUAGAAUGCGAAGGUGCUCAUCUGUAGGCCCUAGGAUAAGAGAUGAAACAUAUUUCUCCACACUAAUUUCCUCAGAGGAAACAGUCAAUACAGAAAGAGGAUAUGUCAUUCACAUCUCUGAUGAAGCAUUACAGAGGAGCAGCAAUGGACAGGGGAAAGCAGGUUUGAUUGUGUCUCUUCUCAAUGAUACCUUCUUCAGCGUCAGCAGCAGUUUAGACAGCAAGAAAGGAAAUGACCCAAACAGAACAGGCCCAAUAUUGCAUGGGCAAAACGUGUUGGGAGUUUGGCUUGGUGAAAAAGAAGUUCACAACCUUUCUCAGCCUGUUCAACUCACAUUCUUAAAUAACAUCAAUCAGAGUGAAAAUGGAAUCUGUGUCUACUGGCAUCUCGAUAAAAAUGGCAAAGGUAACUGGCGUACAGACGGCUGUACCACCAGCAUCGUCAAUGACAGCUUUGUGUGCAGCUGUAAUCAUCUGAGCUUUUUUGCAGUGCUCAUUAAUCCCAAAAUUCCUGAAGAGCCCCAUAUUGUCUCUCUCAACUACAUUUCAUAUGUUGGCUCUGCACUUUCAAUAGCAUUUACAGCGCUUAUGAUUGUUAUGUUUCUGUGCCAGAGGAAGAAGCAAAGUGAGCAUUCAGUUGUAAUUCAUGUGCAGCUCUCAGGCUCCCUUUUCUUGUUGCACAUCUCAUUCUUAUGCAGCGUGUGGUUUUCAGGCCAGAAAGACAUUGAUUUAGUGUGCCAGGGUCUAGGACUUCUCCUACACUGGUGCCUUUUAGCCACCUUCACUUGGACAGCCAUCGAGGGCUUCCAUCUGUACCUGCUGCUGGUGCGGGUCUUCAACAUCUACAUCAAGAGAUACUUGCUUAAACUAAGUCUUGUGGGAUGGGGUGUCCCAGCCAUUACAGUGAUUAUAUGUGGCGUGACUAAAGUGUACGGCAAAUAUACAUUUUACAAAGACAAAGAAAAAUCAACAAGCACACCUCUAUGCUGGAUAACCACACAGACAGUGAGCUACAUUACAGUGAAUGGUUAUCUGGGGUUGGUGAUGCUCUUUAACAUGGUUAUGCUGGUGGUGCUGCUGAUUAAGAUGCGUCGAUUAAGAUCACAAUCUCUUCAGUUUAAAGACCAUCGGAGGAGGGCAUGGAGAGAAUGGGUGUCUGUACUGGGGCUCUGCUGUGUUCUGGGAGUGCCCUGGGUACUGGCCUUCUCCACCCAUGGCCCCUUGAGUCUCUCUUCGCUCUAUGUUUUCACAAUUCUCAACAGUUUUCAGGGUGUCUAUAUUUUCUUGUGGUUUUUGACUCUCACGUGUAAAGCACAGAAGGACGAAUACAUCUCAUCCAAAGGCACCAUUCAGGUCAGCUUCAACAGUAAUGACGAAAUUGUGACUACAAGAUAACCAACAGCUGUUCGGUCACAUCACACUGAGGAGUUUAAAGGUGGACCCUCCACUCCACACCAAAACUUCAAUCUAGUUCUUUUUUUUAUUAGUAUUUCACUUAUUUGCAUCUUUGUGAUUUUCAAACUGGGGUCUGCAGAGUCCCGGCAGACUGCAAGGGGGCGCUAAAGGGAAUCUGCAUGUAGUAUUAUGGGAGUGGGGGAGAUAUUUAUUUGUAAGUGUUGAUCUAUCCUUCUUUGUAAUUAUAUUCCAGAAUAGUCUGUUUUUGUUUUUUGUUUUUUUACAUCUUUUCAUUGCCUCUGUUUUGCCUUUGGCUUCCUUACUGACAGUUUUUGCACAUUGUGAAAAAUGUACAUUGUGAAAAGUGCUAUGAAAUAAAUAAAUUUAAAAUUGUUCUUGCAUUGGGAGGGGAAAAAAACCUGUUGACUUUUUAAAGUAUUUGUAUAAAUUCUAUAUCAUAUUUAGUGCAAUAAUAAAAGUCAAUAAAUUUG